Molecule: messenger RNA, 1378 nt
Organism: Haliotis rufescens (red abalone)
Lineage: Eukaryota; Metazoa; Mollusca; Gastropoda; Lepetellida; Haliotidae
Product: phospholipid scramblase 1-like
Exons: 11
Coding region: 359-1120 (253 amino acids)
Biological process (GO): plasma membrane phospholipid scrambling
Cellular component (GO): plasma membrane
Molecular function (GO): phospholipid scramblase activity
Source: RefSeq, a predicted model, not a curated record
CAGCUGAAAUAGUAUCCGCACAUUCGUCACCACUCGUCCCUUUCCGUAACCUGCAAGAAGCUCUUCGGCUUGUCCCGGAAUAACACGAGUUGGUCACGAACGAAUAUCCCAAACCGGUGUGUUGUCACUUGGCAUUCCUCGGCUCUUUCCGAAAUCCCGUGACUUGGAAAUACAAGAGCGUUUACGGACUCUAUUCAUAUCCGAGUUCACUUGGCUGUCAUCUCGGGUGCGACUCGUCUCUUCAUAUUUGAGGUCAACUGGAAGUGGGCUUUCAACAUUCCUUUUGCCAGGUAGACGGAAUACAGAGAAUUAAUUGGUGGAGUGAUAGAACAGUUUGAGGAAUAAUCCCAGGUCCGCUAUGUCAGUCACCCGUCAACCAGGCCUGGCAAACCAAAAUCAGGAAGUGACAUGGAUGCCUGCGGUGGGUCACAUCCAGGACUGCCCCCCAGGCCUGGAAUACCUGUCCCAGCUGGACCAGAUCCUCAUUGAACAGCAGGUCAACCUCAUAGAGGUGUUGCUGUCGUGGGAAUGUAACAACAAGUACCGCGUGAUGAACUCAAUGAGCCAGCAGUGCUACUACGCAGCAGAGAAGAGCGGAACGUUCAUGAGACAGUGCUGUGGCUCCGAUCGCGCGUUCACAAUUCACAUCGUAGACAAUAUUGGCCAGGAGGUUUUGCGCAUGCGCCGUGACUUCAAGUGUUGUGGCGGAUGUUGCUGGUGCGCAGAUGCCGACUGCGCAGCUCAUGAAGUGAUAGUGGAAACAGCGAAAGGGGAGCCUCUUGGUUACGUCAGGCAGUUACCGUCCAAGUGGAAGGGCCACUAUGGUAUCCUCGACAGCAGAAGAAACCAGCUGAUGGAGAUCUGGGGGCCAUGUUGUGGUUGUCAGGGGUUGUGCUGUACCGAUGAUGUCGAGUUUCCGGUUCAAUCCAUGAAGGAUGGUGCGGUUGUGUCAAAAAUUAGCAAGCAGUGGGGUGGAGCUGUAAGGGAAAUAUUCACCGAUGCAGAGAAAUUCUCGGUCACAUUUCCCCAAGACCUUGAUGUGAAGGUCAAGGCAACGCUGAUGGGCGCGGUAUUCCUCAUCCACUUCAUGUAUUAUGAAGAAGAGGAGUCAUCGAACUAAACCGAUGACACCCUCAUACAAGACAUCAAUCAACAGUCAAAGCAUAUCAAAGAUGUUUCUACUUGUAUCCUAGCUAACUGCAUCUACAUGUUUGACAGGGCACACGAUUUUAUUUGAAUCUUUGUACCCUGACUGUAUAUACGUGUAUAUCAUUAUGAACGAAAACCUAUUCUUGUACUAUCUCGUAUCGUUUAGUGUGUGUGUGGCCAUUUGUCACCACUCGUACCUUUUCGUAAGUAAUCUGCAAGACAAUCGUCC